GUCAGUCGAAUCGAAGAAGAAAAAAGUGGACAGAAGCGAACACGAAAGAGGCAGAUAAGCAUAGUGAAAGAAAACUCGUUUUCCAUUACGCCUGGCUGGAAAAUUAAGGUCCAAUCCUGGUGCACAGUGUUGAUAUUUUUGGAAAAUUAACUGAAAACAUGUCUACGGAAGUUGCUAUUCCGCCCCCGGUUGUAUGGGCCCAACGAAAUGAUGUUCUGUAUUUGACGCUAAACGUUGAGUGUCCGGAUCCUACUUUUAAGUUUACAGAGGACUCAAUGUAUUUCAAAGGAGUCUGCCUGCCGGAAAAGAAAACGCAUGAAGUCACCGUCAACUUCUACAGCAAAAUUAAUCCGGACAAAGUAGUCAGUAAAAACAGUCGGUGCAUCGAAUUCGUUAUCACCAAAGCUGAUACGAAGGCAUCCUACUGGCCAAAGCUGACGAGCGACAAAACCAAACCCCACUGGCUCAAAGUUGAUUUCAACCGGUGGAAGGACGAGGGCUCGGACGACGAGAUGAAUGAAGGCGAUAAUGCAAUGUCUUUGGAAGAUAUGUUGCGGAUGAAGAACGAUAGUAAACUCUCUUUUGACGAUUUCGAAGACGAUCAGGAAGAUUCGGAUGACGAAGCAAUGCCUGGUUUAACCGAGGACAAGGACGACAAGGAUAAUGAGGAGAAGAAGUAAUGGGGAUAUCCUUUUUGUACGCUUCGUUCGCUAUUGAAAGGAAAACAAGAAAAAAGAACAAUGCCAAGCAGUCAGAAAUAACCAUUGAAGUGUGUAAUUUUAUUUAAGAUGUAAGGAGGUAUAAAAACAUAAACAAAAAUUAGACUGUUAAGAUACGUUUGAGAGCGUUGCGUUCUGCAAUUUAAAUUAGUAGAGGGAAAGGAUUUUCAAAUAAGGAACAAACUAGGAGAUUGUAAGUCUCUACAAAAUACAACAGAAUACAAUAACGGGGAAGGUCCGUUGUGAAUCUUACAUCCAUUCGUUCUCUCAUUUGCCUUGGUUUAGUUUUCUGUUUUAUUCUAAAUAAGAAAAUAAACACAUUAAAAUAUCAAA
Messenger RNA from Armigeres subalbatus, 1052 nucleotides. RefSeq lists its product as uncharacterized. Lineage: Eukaryota; Metazoa; Arthropoda; Insecta; Diptera; Culicidae. Bases 159 to 680 code for a protein of 173 amino acids. The transcript has 4 exons. The record is from RefSeq and is a predicted model, not a curated record. Gene Ontology annotation, cellular component: nucleus; cytosol. Gene Ontology annotation, biological process: chaperone-mediated protein complex assembly; protein folding. Gene Ontology annotation, molecular function: protein-folding chaperone binding; Hsp90 protein binding.